This is a messenger RNA of Cucumis sativus (cucumber), 2414 nucleotides long. RefSeq names its product aspartokinase 2, chloroplastic. Gene Ontology annotation, biological process: amino acid biosynthetic process. Gene Ontology annotation, molecular function: aspartate kinase activity. The transcript has 15 exons. The coding region runs from base 335 to 2062 and encodes 575 amino acids. The record is from RefSeq and is a predicted model, not a curated record. Lineage: Eukaryota; Viridiplantae; Streptophyta; Magnoliopsida; Cucurbitales; Cucurbitaceae. Gene Ontology annotation, cellular component: chloroplast stroma.
UGUGGACAAACUUAUUUAUUCUUAAAAUUGUAACGGGGCGCCGCCCACUGGCUUUCUGUGUCGCUCUCGCAUUCCCUUCAGUCUUCGGAGCCGUAUACCGGACUACUCCGACCAUUUUUCCCUGGGAAUACGAGAAGCUUUUUCUUUUCACUUUCUCCUUACUCUCUCUUACCUAUUGGAACAAUUUCCCCUACUCAAUCUUCGGACCUCGCUCCUUCAGAUCGAGCUGCUUUUUUGAAGCAUUUCAAUCGAUAUUUCAGUUUUAUUCAAGGUUUUUCGGAGAUUUAUUCUGUUUGAAGUUUUGUAAUUAUUUUAUUAUUCGUCGAAAUAACUCAUGGAAGGCGCGUUAAAUCUUCUUGGAGGCGCAACUAUUUGUCCUGCCUCUACGCGUUGCCAAUCUUUAUUGUCUCCUCAGCUUCAUUUUGUGUCGUCCAUUGCGCAAACUGCUGGACUGUACACGAAUGGCAAAAGAUUAUCUUGUAGACGUGUUGGUUUGCGAGUCAGAUGCGAAAGGAAUGUCGCUGAUGUGCUUGAUAGAAAAGUUACUGAAUCUAGAAGUUCUGGUGAUAAUGAGCAACAGUUUACUUGUGUCAUGAAGUUUGGUGGUUCAUCAGUGGCUUCUGCAGAGAGAAUGAUGGAGGUUGCUGAACUUAUACGCAGCUUCCCUGAGGAGCGGCCAGUGAUUGUUCUCUCGGCCAUGGGAAAGACAACCAAUAAACUUUUGCUGGCUGGAGAAAAGGCUGUUAGCUGUGGUGUUACUAAUGCAUCGGAUAUUGAUGAGAUGAAAUUCAUAAAAGAGUUGCAUCUCAAGACUGCAGACGAGCUUGGUGUCGACAGGUCUAUUAUUGCAAAUCACCUUGAUGAAUUGGAGCAACUUCUCAAGGGAAUUGCUAUGAUGAAAGAAUUGACUCUUCGAACCAGAGAUUACUUAGUUUCCUUUGGGGAGUGCAUGUCUACAAGGAUUUUUGCAGCCUAUUUAAUUAGGAUUGGUGUCAAAGCGCGUCAAUAUGAUGCAUUUGAAAUAGGAUUUAUCACCACAGAUGACUUCACAAAUGCUGACAUUUUGGAAGCAACCUAUCCCGCUGUCGCAAAAAGGCUACUUGGUGAUUGGAACUCUGAUCCUGCUAUUCCUAUUGUUACUGGCUUUCUUGGAAAGGGCUGGAGAUCAUGUGCAGUAACUACAUUGGGAAGAGGUGGUAGUGAUUUGACUGCUACAACCAUCGGAAAAGCUCUUGGAUUGCGGGAGAUUCAGGUGUGGAAAGAUGUUGAUGGUGUUUUGACUUGUGACCCUAAUAUACAUUCAGGUGCAGAACCUGUUCCCUUUUUGACUUUUGACGAGGCAGCUGAACUUGCUUAUUUUGGAGCUCAGGUCCUGCAUCCACAAUCGAUGCGACCAGCUAGGGAGGGUGAUAUUCCUGUUCGGGUGAAAAACUCGUAUAAUCCUCAAGCUCCAGGUACUCUCAUCACCCGGAACAGAGAUAUGAGCAAGGCAGUGCUAACAAGUAUUGUUCUGAAACGCAAUGUGACCAUGUUGGAUAUUGUCAGCACCCGCAUGCUCGGUCAAUAUGGUUUUCUUGCCAGGGUGUUUGCGAUCUUUGAGGAUUUGGGCAUAUCAGUUGAUGUGGUUGCUACUAGCGAAGUUAGUUUAUCGUUGACCUUGGAUCCAUCAAAGCUUUGGAGCAGAGAGCUCAUUCAGCAGGCAAGCAAAAUCCGGGUUCUCUUCUCUGUUUCAUUUGAGAGAACUAGAGAUGAGCUUGAUCAUGUGGUUGAAGAACUCGAGAAAAUUGCUGUUGUGAAACUGCUUCAGCAUAGAUCGAUUAUUUCUCUCAUUGGAAAUGUUCAAAGGUCAUCACUGAUACUGGAAAAGGCAUUUCACGUUCUUCGUACCAAUGGAGUAAAUGUUCAAAUGAUAUCCCAGGGUGCUUCCAAGGUCAAUAUCUCAUUGAUUGUAAACGACAACGAAGCAGAGCAAUGUGUUCGGGCCCUGCAUUCGGCCUUUUUUGAGAUAGAUGGAAUGAAAUUAAAUACAGAAGGAUGCACAUCUCAAAAUGGUUCAGUCUGAGCUAGCAACACCGCGUAAGCAUUGUAGCCCAUUUUUCCGUUCUCAAUAAGCUUUGUUUUUCUCUACCAUACAAGGAAGGAGCCAACUGCAGCAAUCGGUAUAAAAAUAUUAUAGUCGAAAUCGGGCAACUCGAGGUAGUCUCUUCCAUCGGUUUUGAUUAGAUAAACUGUGCUGCUAAGCUAAUAGUGUAGUAUUUUAACUAAUUCAAGGUAGGAUUUAUGUUUCAUGUUGUACACUAGAGUUUCUUAAAUGUUUUAUGUGCAUUGUUAUGUCCUAGUUUAUCUCUUCAGAUUAUAUAUCUACAUGAACUAAUAAAUAAAUUAAUACGUGCAUUAGUUAUAACUUUCAAUCA